Betta splendens (Siamese fighting fish) is the source of this 3298-nucleotide messenger RNA. RefSeq names its product hormonally up-regulated neu tumor-associated kinase. Gene Ontology annotation, molecular function: protein serine/threonine kinase activity; ATP binding. Gene Ontology annotation, cellular component: cytoplasm. The record is from RefSeq and is a predicted model, not a curated record. The transcript is spliced from 18 exons. Bases 721 to 3036 code for a protein of 771 amino acids. NCBI's taxonomy places the organism in Eukaryota, Metazoa, Chordata, Actinopteri, Anabantiformes, Osphronemidae. Gene Ontology annotation, biological process: protein phosphorylation; intracellular signal transduction.
CGCAACAAGUCCUCCAUUCGCGCUGUCCAUGUGGAAAUCAAACCAACAUCCCGCUGCUAUGGUAAUUGUCGAAAUGCUCGUCGGGAUACGUAGGCUACUUCCGCCCAGAAGGACUACAAUUCAGUCAAUAAAGUGAAAGCAGUAGCUGAGUGACUGUUCGAAGAUGCCUAUGCACCAGCUACAUGGGAAGUUUUGGCCCCUGUAGCCAGAACACCAGUGCAGACAGCUAGGGCUGAAGCUCCAGGACGUCUGAAGAAAACCAGGCAUGAAAUAAAAGACUGUUAAACAUCACUACACAUACUUAAAAGGCCGAGGUGUUCAUGAAGGACACGGCCCAUGAGCACAGCCCGUCAUGUUCAUCCAAACACUGCCGCUCACCUGAACGUCAUCCGAUGAUUGGUUUACGCUGAUGGAGAGCAAAGUGUUUUGUCAGGAGUGCUGCAUGUGCAUCAGAUGGAGACCGGAGGGUAAAGAGAGAGAGAGUAAAAAAUGUGUGUAAGUGCGAUGAGGUCUACUGACAGAGGAAGUUUUGGUGUGAAGGUUGAGCCCAUGGUCCAUCUCCAGUUUCCUGGUCUGACACAAACCGAGCGCUGUGGUGUUCCUCAGCGAUGGCCUGUUCCGCAGCGGAGGAAAUAUGAAACACCCCGAGGCAUUUGUCAGCGGCUAUGACUUUGAUGCGUGUGUGAGAGCCGGCCACAUGGGCUUCGGGCCCCGUCUGCGAUGCCGCUGGCAGCAGUGAAGGCUGCUCUGGAGGACGCGGCGGCUGAAGGGGAAUGCGGCGUCUCCCAGUGGGAAGCCUCGGUGCUGGGUCGCGAGCCUCUGCCCUCCAUGAAGGUCCCCAGGGAGCUGCUGCGGAGUUUCCCCCACUCCAAGCGGGUCGGGUCCUACCUGGUGGGGAAGAUGAUCAACAAGGGCUCGUUUGCCAAAGUUAUGGAGGGGCUCCACAUCGGCACGGGGGCAAAGGUAGCAAUAAAAGUCAUUGACAAAAAGAAAGCACGACAAGACUCAUACGUGCUGAAGAACAUGAAGAGGGAACCUCGGAUUCAUCAGAUGGUUCGACAUCCUCAUAUCGUCGUCCUCUUGGAGACUCUGGAGACAGAGAACAGCUACUACAUGGCCAUGGAGCUGUGUGCUGGGGGAGACCUGAUGGACAGGAUCUGCGAGAGGAAGAGGCUGGAGGAGAGGGAGGUGCGGCGCUACACCCGACAGAUCCUCUCUGCCGUGGAGCACCUGCACAAACACGGCGUGGUGCACAGAGAUUUAAAAAUUGAAAACUUCCUUCUGGACGAACAUAACAACAUCAAGAUUGUGGACUUUGGCCUGAGUAACACGCUGAAGCCGGACUCUUUGUCCCUGGAGCUUCUCAGCACCCAGUGUGGGAGUCCUGCCUACGCGGCCCCCGAGCUGCUCGCUCACAGGAAGUAUGGACCCAAAGUGGAUGUGUGGUCUGUAGGCGUGAGCACGUUCGCCAUGCUGACGGGAACGUUGCCCUUCACCGUCGAGCCCUUCAACAUCAAGCAGCUGCACCAGAAGAUGGUCAACGGGGAGAUCAGUAGCAUCCCCAGUGACAUCAGCAAAGGUGCAGUGGCAUUUGUGCUGUCGCUGCUGGAGCCGGACCCGGUCAAGAGGCCCAGCGUGAGGACUGCGAUGGAGGAGCGAUGGAUCAACGAGGGCUACGCCAAGAAGCCGCUCCACACGCUCACGUACAAAAACAGGGUGUGUGCGGAGGACCUCAACCCGUCUGUGCUGGCGUACAUGACGGAGACGCUGGGCUACGCCCUCUCGGAGGUCGUCCACACGCUCACCGCCAACCGGCCGUCCGCCGCCAUGGCCUACUACCACCUGCUGCUCAACAAGCUCGCCGGCGGCCAGCGAGGCGCCAAGGCCAGCAAGAAGCUGGAGAGCGUCCACUGGAGCCCUCCCAACAAGGAGCCGUGGAGAGAGAGGAGCAAGACUGAGUCAAAGACUCAGCCAGAGAAUGAGGUGAUGAACCAGAAUGGCUGUAAACAGACCAGCAGACCUCUAAGGGCCCAGCAGGCGGCUGCAUCCCAGAGCAACGGAAGGAGAGCGGAGGACGUCUACAGACGGGAGGAUGAUGAGAACUGUCCUCCCUCCCCAUCACCACCCCCGCUUCCCUCCUCCGCCUCCCCUCCUCUCCUCCCUCACCUUCCCCCUCCCUCGACCUCCCCUGUGCCUUUGCUGGCGGAGGAUGGAGGCACUGGUGAGGAUGUUGCCAUCACUUUGGAAAGAGACACCAUCUUCCCCGAGGUGUUUGGCGACAAGGAGCUCGCCCGUCUUUCCCCUCCCAAAUGCUCCGCGUCUCAGCUCUGUGACUCGGCCCCCUGCCAAGUGCUGCUGGCCGCCGAGCAAAUCCGACAGAGCAGCGGCACCAAGCCGACGCGACACGCGCACCUGCUGAGGACGACGCGCUCGGACGGAGCAGCAGACCGGGGCUCCCGCUGCUUCCACGACGAGCGCCACCAAGACGACCAUUCUCCGCAUCUGGGCAUCAACGAGCGGCUGGAGAAGCUGCAGACGUUUUACUCAUCAGAGAAGCCCGGCGCCGCUCCCAGGAUCUUCCUGGAGGUCGACGACGCGGCCUCGUCGGACAGAGACAGGGACCCCCCCACCAUGGAGACAACACAGACGCUAACCUCUGCCCGUCUGCCACGCCUGCGCAACGUGGGGCUAAAAGAGGGACGGGGCAGGAAGAUGACGUGGGUCGGGUUGACCCGACCCGGACCACCAGGACUCCUGGUAAACGGGUCUAAACCUCCCGCCUUCCCCCUGCAGAGACAACACACCCUGGUCGUUAAAAGCCUCAGGCAAGAGAGGGGGAAGAGGAGAGACCUGUCCGUAGCAGGAGGAGGAGAGAGAGGGAUGGUCGGAGGGGGGAUGAACGGAACCAAGAGGAACUCCGUCCAGCUACGCUCGUCGCUGCAGCGCAGGGUGGGGGACAUCAACCUGCCGCUGCUUCCUGCAGCCCUGCACGGAAAAGGCGACAAGAAGAGCCAGCUGCACAGCAUGGACUACUGAGGGUGGAGAGAGGAAGGGAAUGAAGGAGGCCGAGGCUCCACCUCAAUCACAGCACACGGUUUACAGUAGUGUCUCUCUCGUUUAUUGUAAAGUGCCAAAUCAAUUCAAAUGCAUAAUAAUAACAACAGAUGACCUUUUUCUUCUUUUUCAUUUCCACCCAUCACAAUGUGAAGUGCAGGAAGCAGACAAACGUGCAUUACUGUUCCUACAUCUUUUUUUGUACUAAUGCUGUAUGUCAAAGUAAAACCAAGCCUCAUUUGGG